This is a messenger RNA of Dermatophagoides farinae (American house dust mite), 2923 nucleotides long. RefSeq lists its product as uncharacterized. The record is from RefSeq and is a predicted model, not a curated record. Lineage: Eukaryota; Metazoa; Arthropoda; Arachnida; Sarcoptiformes; Pyroglyphidae.
UGUGAACAGGAAAAAAUUUAAAAAUUGUUUGAAUCGAAAGUACACAAAAACAAAUCUUCAAUAUGAUGAUGAUGAUGUACCCGUAUUAUAACCGAACAUGAUAAUUUUGCUAAUAACAGACGAUAGAGGGCAAAACUGUGUUUACCAUGAGCGCAGUGAUAUACAUGAAUGAUGCGAAUAAGAGAAAAAGAUGUUGAGAAAAAGAUCAUGGGUAAAUCACACAGAAUAGAAUAUGCUUUCAGCAUUAAAUCAAAAUAAUAUAUCCAUUUUUAAAAAAUGAAUAAAACCAGAGAAUUCGAUUUCAUCCAAACCAAUAAAAUGUAAUAUAAUCUCUAUAUGUUUGUUUUAACAUCUGGAUAACAUAUGAUGACCAGAUUUUUUUUUUAAAUGUUUAAAAUUAUAGGCCAAGAUCAUUAAUGGGUAAAAUAAUACCCCCACCAUCCCUCUUAUUUGUGAAACCAUUUCAAUCGAUACAAUGAAGUAGUAGCAAACAUUGAAAGUGUUGUUGGUGUGGACCAUUGAAAGUUACAAUAGAAUUGAAUACAGCGAGCAUUCUCAAUCACUUGUUGUUAUUGCAAUAUGUGUGUGUGUGUGUCUGUGUGGGUUCAUUUAUAAAUGAGCGCGUAAAAAAAAACGAACCUUGUGCUAUUUCAUUGUCACUGUUUAUUGUUUUUCACCAUGGCCACCAUUAAAAAAUUGUAGCGGCAGUGUGUGGUUCUCAUUUUUUUUUUCAAUGUAAUGUAAUUCAUAAUAAAUAACAAAAUAACAAAUGUCAAAAUCAAAAUUUUCAACAUUAUGGACCAAUAUCUUCAUGAAAGACUACCAUCAUCAUCAUCAUCAUUUAAUAUCGAUGCCAUCCUUGAUAAUCUUGUGACAAAAAAUGAUAAUGUUGACCAUUUGGAUCCGGAUGAAUUUUUCAACCAACAAAAAGAGAUUGAAGGUAUAUUAUCCACUGCUUUCGAUGAUAUAACCGAUAUACGACAAACGAGCGAUUAUGAUGAUAAUAAUACAUUUUUCAUUAGUAAACUAAAUUACAAACAAAAUAGUUUUGAUAAAAAACCAUCAUCAUCAAUACUCAAUAAUGAAUCGAAUGUUCAUGUAAAUACAUCGACACCACUGAUUAACCGAAAUCAACAAACAAUGGUUAAUGGUCUAUUAAAUAGAUACAAUUAUAGAAAUAAUUUCAAAGAUAUUGUCGAAGAAGAAGAAUGUACAAUUCAAGAUGUUGAAAGUCUUGAUAACGAUGAUGGCGGUAGCCACAGUGAUAAUUUAUCCCUUUCGACUGAUCAUAAUUUCAACAAUAAUCAUGAUGAUGAUGAAGAAAAUAUUUUACAACAAUCACCCAAAUUUUUACUUCACAAUAAUCAGGAUCUUUCACUAAAUGAUGUACAUAUUAAAGAUCUUUGCAUGUUAAAACAAGAAUUUGCACAGAUAAAUACAAAUUAUCGAUUAUUACAGGCUAAAUAUCAUAAACUUUAUCAACUAAAUGAAGAAAAUGCUGGCUUAAUCAAUUCACAAUGUGUAAAAAUUCAAAAACUUGAAAAACAAUUAAAAGAAGAACGUGAUGGACGUGAAAGUGAACGACGGCUAGCGUCAAUGUUUGAAUCAAAAGUUAGUUCACUUGAAUAUCAACUGAAUGAAUUACAAAAAGGCGACAAUCGAAAUCUUAAUAGUGAUGAACAGAUGAAAUGGUUUGAGACGCUUAAAAUCAGACAUCAUAAAGAAAUGAAUAAUAUUCGUACUGAUUAUGAAACUAGAAUUGAAAAAUUAACCAAAACAAUACAAGCAAAAGAUGAUGAACUGAUUGAAAAUUGUAAUAUUCUACUUAAAUAUAAACAAGAAGCUAAUUAUUUUCAGGAAAAACUAAAAAAAUUAGAAACCGAUUUCAAAUCAAAGUUACAACAAGAAAUUCAAAGUGCCAAAGAACGUACCGAAUCGAAUAUGUUGAAAGAAUUCGAUGAUUCUAUGCGAAAACUAAAAAGUGAAUGGGAACAUAAACUACAAGAAGAUAUUGAUAAAAUUGUCAAUUUUUUUGAAAACAAUGACGACGAAGAAAAUAAUCUGAUCGAAUCUUCAUCACCGAAAUUUGAUGUUCGAUUUGAGAAAUUGAUUGAUUUAUAUCGUUCACUGAAAUCGUUCUCAAUUAAUCGUGAACAACAUAUACAAACACAGAUUGAUCGUAUGGAUGAUGCUAAACGACAAUUGGAGAAGGCCAUCAUUGAAUCUCGAAUGCGUAAUUCAAGUAUUUCAAGUACAUCAAGCCGAAGUGAUCUAAUCGAAAUGGACAACAACAAUGGACAUAUGAUGGACAUCCCGGUACAUUCAAAAUCAUCCCCGUCUUUGGUUACAAAUAACAAAAAGAAACCAUUACCGGCGUUACUAGAUCUGAAAGAAUUCAAUGAAAACAACGUAAUGCUGCCCGAAGAAAAAGCCAAAAUAAUGACCAAUUUACGAUUAAAAUAUGAAAAAGAAAUGAAAGAUAUUCGUGAUCAAUUUGAAUCCGAACUUGAUUUACUUCGAAUUCAAUUACUUAAUAAAGAAGAGGAAACGGUUCAGUAUAGGGUGAAAACAAACAAAUAUCGACAACAUAUUCAUUCAUUGAAAGAUCGUCAUGAUCAAGAUUUAAAUUUACUAAAAAAUAAAUUUGCCAAAAUUAUCCAGGAAUUAAUGGAUGAUAAAAAACAACAUCAAAAUCAUCAUCAUCAUCAUCAUCGUCAUCAUACACAUUUUGAGGAUCUACCCGAAAAACCAAUUAGAAAAUCAAAUUCUAAUGGACAUGGGCCCUUUAAUUUUGAUCUAAUAUGAUUACUUUAUUGAUAAAAUGUAAUUGAACAUUUUAUUCAUGUAUAAAAUGAUUUGUAUUCGUUAAAUUUGUUAUAGCUCAUUUGAUAAUAAUUCAUAAAUCAUAAACUAAUUUAUUAUA